Molecule: messenger RNA, 2824 nt
Organism: Emys orbicularis (European pond turtle)
Lineage: Eukaryota; Metazoa; Chordata; Testudines; Emydidae
Gene: PRPS1
Product: phosphoribosyl pyrophosphate synthetase 1
Exons: 7
Coding region: 1-972 (323 amino acids)
Biological process (GO): purine nucleotide biosynthetic process; ribonucleoside monophosphate biosynthetic process; 5-phosphoribose 1-diphosphate biosynthetic process
Cellular component (GO): cytoplasm; ribose phosphate diphosphokinase complex
Molecular function (GO): ATP binding; ribose phosphate diphosphokinase activity; magnesium ion binding
Source: RefSeq, a predicted model, not a curated record
AUGCCCAAUAUCAAGAUCUUCAGCGGGAGCUCGCACCAAGACCUGUCCCAGAAAAUCGCCGACCGCCUGGGCCUGGAGCUCGGCAAGGUGGUGACCAAGAAGUUCAGUAACCAGGAGACAUGUGUGGAAAUAGGUGAGAGCGUGCGUGGAGAGGAUGUCUACAUUGUGCAGAGUGGCUGUGGUGAAAUCAAUGACAACCUGAUGGAACUUCUCAUCAUGAUAAAUGCCUGCAAGAUCGCAUCAGCUAGCCGUGUCACUGCAGUCAUACCAUGCUUUCCUUAUGCUCGCCAGGACAAAAAGGACAAGGUAGUGCAAACAGGAAGUCGAGCCCCAAUUUCUGCCAAGUUGGUCGCAAACAUGCUGUCUGUGGCGGGUGCAGAUCACAUCAUCACCAUGGACCUACAUGCUUCUCAGAUUCAGGGUUUUUUUGAUAUCCCUGUGGAUAACUUGUAUGCAGAGCCUGCUGUACUGAAGUGGAUCAAGGAGAACAUUGCAGAGUGGAAGAACUGUACUAUUGUUUCACCAGAUGCUGGUGGAGCAAAGAGAGUGACAUCCAUUGCAGAUCGGCUGAAUGUGGACUUUGCCCUCAUUCACAAGGAGCGAAAGAAGGCUAAUGAGGUGGAUCGCAUGGUGCUGGUGGGUGACGUGAAGGACAGAGUGGCCAUUCUGGUAGAUGACAUGGCAGACACCUGUGGCACCAUCUGCCAUGCAGCGGACAAGCUUGUAUCAGCUGGAGCCACCAAAGUUUAUGCCAUCCUAACUCAUGGGAUCUUUUCCGGGCCAGCCAUUUCCCGGAUAAACAAUGCCUGCUUCGAGGCAGUUGUAGUCACAAACACAAUACCGCAGGAGGACAAGAUGAAGCACUGCUCCAAAAUCCAGGUGAUUGACAUCUCAAUGAUCCUUGCAGAGGCCAUCAGGAGGACUCAUAAUGGGGAAUCUGUCUCCUACCUAUUCAGCCAUGUCCCUUUAUAACGGAUGCUGGAUGCUGCUUGUGUGGCUUUUUUUAAAACCAAAAGUUGUUCAGCUAAUUAUAAAGUUCAUUAGAAGACUCUGCUUGUUCCAGUGCAGCUCUCCACAGCUCCUCCUCCUGCACACAUCAGGCUCAGUUCUGGGAGGGGGUGGGGUGGAGGGCACACAUCUGUAAUGCUCAGGCUCCUGCCAGUAGCAUCCCACUGUGAUCUCCUUUAAUAGUUUAAGCUUCCAGUAGUAUUGAGUCAGCACUGCAGAUCCCUGGAGAGCAGAAUUGACAUGGCCAAUUGCCACAACCUUUUUUUGGAGGGGAAGUUUUGUCUAUGGGGAGGUUAGACUACUUUGCAUGCACGCCUGGAUUUUUUUGUAUGGGAAGUAGAACUCCUAAGGACAUGCUGGCCUGGAACUACAGCAAGAGUCCAAGGGAUUGCUGACCCACAUCACUUAUUCUGUACCUGACAGAAGCCCUUAACAAGGUGGUAUAAGGAAGUCUUGUAUGUUGACCAAGUUUCUGACAAGAAGUGAGGCGCUACGGGGUGGGACAGCAGUUUCCUCUUCCGGAAGGAGAUCAAGGAUCUGUCACCUGCCGCCUGGAGUGCAGCAUGUUAAACCCCUGAAUUCAGAUUGUUCUACUGAAGAAACUUGUUGCCUUCUAGUUUUCCCCUCCUUUGCCAGUCCAUUAGUGAGUCUAGCCUCCCUGACCUGUAUGUUCCUUGGACAUGUAUCUGCGGAGUAGAUCAAAUGGGCUGAUAUGUUACUUCCUAUUAGAAGUUUUAUUUCCAUGCCUUUUAGCCCCUUCUCUCGUGAAGUUUCUGAUGUAUUUUGUUCUGGUUGCAGUAUUUGCACCCCACCUUUACUCUUUGCCAUGGCGAUACCAGAAUCAGCCAUCUCUACAAAAUCCUCUUCCCCCCUCAAGGAAUCUUGGGAAUGUUAAUGGAGGAAGAGGUAGGCUGCAGGACUUUGGAGGCCUUAGGAAGUGCUAAGGAUGGCUGAGUCAGCCAGCUGUUCUUCAUGUAAGGUGCUCAGUGAUAGUAGGUCAGGCGAGACUUGUUCCCUCUGCAGCUUUUAUUGACGUUUUCUCAAUGUCACACUUAACUCCAGGCAGUAACUUUCCUAAAGUAGGAAGAGAAGAAACAAUCAAGCCUAGAGCUGUCUCCAGUGCUCCUGCCUGUAGAAUAGACAUCAUCCAAAACUUGAAUGCAUGGUAGUUGCACCAUCCCACAAUAAGCGGUUAAACCAGUCUUUCCUGGACUCUUACGAGGUAGCAAACCAAGCUGGUUCUUGUAUGCAUUUUGCUUUUAUAAACAGUCUUGUCUAACUUUGGAGAUACGGAAGGGAGUUAUUUGGAGUCACUUGUAUCUACAGCCAGUAUCAGGUGAGGGAUUUAAUGGGUGGGGGAUAAGUGUAGCUGGAAAAAGCUGGCUGUCUAGAUUUGGAGUGGUUCUUUUAGUUGUUAGGUAUUGUGCCUUUUUUUAAGUAAGAUUUCCCCCUCUCCCUCCCUAGAAUUUUUGUCUUGCAGUAACUUAAAACCCUACACUGUAAGAAGGGGGUGGGGGGGUAUGAGAAGUUGGUGUUUGUCUGGAAAGUGUGUAUGUUUGCUUCUUUGCUUUGCAUCCUGCAUUGAGCUCAACUGAGGGUCUAUCCAGGACUUCUGCCUCCUACUUCAAAGCUCCUGCUGGUUCACUGCCAAUACAUUGUGAUCAAAAGCCAAGAGCAAGGACAUCAAAGCAGUGUGAGGAUUUUCAGCAGCAUUUGUGUUUAAACUAAAACCUCAAUGAAGGAAUUAAACUUUUGUUUAAAAAAAAAAAUACAUAGACUUUUUUUUUGUAAUUUGUAAAUGCUUUUAAAACACGUA